Molecule: messenger RNA, 2891 nt
Organism: Gadus morhua (Atlantic cod)
Lineage: Eukaryota; Metazoa; Chordata; Actinopteri; Gadiformes; Gadidae
Product: serrate RNA effector molecule homolog
Exons: 22
Coding region: 119-2671 (850 amino acids)
Biological process (GO): mRNA processing; primary miRNA processing
Cellular component (GO): nuclear body
Source: RefSeq, a predicted model, not a curated record
UAGUCAUCACGUUCGACGGCGGAAUCUCGUUCCAGGGCGGGAUUUGUGCGAGAAGCGAAGCGGCGUUCCCGGUACCGAUUUAUAACGCUGCAGUAGACGUGACUUCAGGUAAAAAAUAAUGGAAGACGUUCGCCCAUCUCCCUCUCGACCAAUGGGAGACAGCGAUGACGAGUUUGACAGGAGAAGGCGGGACAAGUUCCGGCGGGAGAGGAGUGACAUGGAGCGGUCGAGAGAGAGGGAGGACAGGAGGAGGGAGGACUGGCCCGAGAGGGACUGGGAUCGCGGCCGUGACCGCAGGCGGGACUACGACCGCGGACGCAGAGAGAGAUUCUCUCCACCAAGACACAUGAGUCCCCAACACAAACGCAUGAGAAGAGACUGGGAUGAUCAUCGAGGAGAGCCGUACCGGGGGGGCUACGAUAUGCCGUAUGGAGGAGGCGGUCCUCCGUUCCCCGGGGGUCCCGGACACCCUGGCUGGCACCCUGAGCUACCCAACAUGCACCCCCACCACCCCGGACACCCCCUGCAGGGCCGACUGGGGAUGGUGGAUUCUGAGCUCCCCCCUCCUGGCCCGCCCGUCAUGAGAAGUUUUAAGGACUUCCUGCUGAACAUGGAGGACAGUGUGGAUGAGACGGAGGCGGUGAAGAGGUACAACCAGUACAAACUGGACUUCAGACGGCAGCAGCUGCAGGACUUCUUCAUCACUCACAAAGAACAUGAGUGGUUUCGAAUGAAGUACCACCCUGAGGAUAUGGUCAGCCGGAGGGCGGAGUCUCAGGCUGCUCUGAAGAGCCGAAUGGGCGUCUUCCUCUUCCUUCUGGAGAACGGUUGGCUGGACAACAUGUCACUCGACAUGGAACACGCGCCCAAAAUCAUCAAGCUGCUGGAUGCAGCGGUGAUAAAGAUGGAGGGAGGCACAGACCAUGAUCUCCAGGUGUUGGAGCUGCCUGUUUCCACGUUGGUGGGAGGGGAGGGGCCUGUGGGAGGAGGAGGAGGAGGAGGAGGGGAUGGGGGGGGGUCAAGUGUGGCUGCAGCUCCAGUGGCUACUGGUACUCCUGGGACCAAACCAGACACUGAGCCUGGGCCCACCAAAGACCAGAACCAGGAGGGAGUUGAGGAGGGUCAGCUGAAUGGAGAGAAGCAGGAGCAGGAGAGCAAGAAGGGCAGGAAGAGGAAGCGCAGCAGCGGGUCCGCCGACAGCGCGGACGGCAGCGGCUCCGACUCCGACUCCUCCCACUCUGACGGCGAGAAGGAGGAGGAGGAGGAAGAGGGAGAGGAAGAAGGGGGCGAGCGACACAAGGAGCGCCAAAAGGAGAGAGAGAAGGCGGGGCCCCCUAAGCCCCGCCCCCUCCACCUCACCACCUCCCUGUUCAUGAGGAGCAUCGCUCCUGAUGUCUGUAGAGAGGAGCUGGGAGCUUUGUGUCGCAGGUACCCUGGGUUCCUGCGGGUGGCGCUGUCCGACCCACAGCCUGAGAGGAGGUUUUUCAGGCGUUGCUGGGUUACCUUUGACCGCAGUGUAAACAUCAAGGAGAUCUGCUGGAAUCUACAGAACAUCAGGUUAAAGGACUGUGAGUUGGCCCCGGUGGUGAACAGAGACCUGUCCCGGCGAGUGAGGAGUGUGAAUGGUCUGACUCAUCACAAGCCGGUGGUCCGGAACGACAUCAAGCUGUCGGCUCGCCUUGUCCACGCCCUGGACCAGAAAGGCUCUCUGUGGGGAGAGGAGGCGACGGAGAGCAAUCCGGUGCUGAAGAACAUAACCGACUACCUGAUAGAGGAGGUCAGCGCCGAGGAGGAGGAGCUGACCGGCGUCACCGGGGGCAACGAGGCCGGGGACGGCAAGGACCCCAGCGACGUCACCGUGGAAACGGAUGAAACACUACUCAAGGUUCUAGACAGACUGCUGGUGUAUCUGCGUCUGGUCCACUCGGUAGAUUACUAUAACCUCUGUGAGUAUCCUGCUGAAGAUGAGAUGCCCCAUCGCUGUGGUCUGAUCCAUGUCAGAGGACCCGCUCCACUGGGCAACAUUACCACAGCAGAAGUUGGCGAGCACCAGAAGAUGUGUGAAGAGCGUCUGGCCGUGCUGCUCACCUCGUCUGAAUCCCUGAGUGACGAGGAGGCUGCCAGACUGGGGAAGAAGGACCCAGACCACGAGGUGGAGAAGUUUCUCGUAGCAAACACGCAGGAGCUCGGGAAGGACAAGUGGCUGUGUCCACUCAGCGGGAAGAAGUUCAAGGCUCCGGAAUUUGUCCGGAAACACAUCCUGAACAAACACGGCGACAAGGUGACCGCCGUGAGGCAGGAAGUAGAAUUCUUCAACAACUUCCUGUUGGACGCCAAGAGACCCGCCCUCCCCGAGAACAAGCCCCCCCCACCACCUGUUCAGGCCCCGCCCCCUGGCCUACAGGUAUUUCCGGGUCAGACGCCACAGCAGCAUAGCCUUCUGGGAUAUCCCCCUGGAGUCCGACCGCCCAUGCAAGGUUUCCCUGGGGCGGGUCCGCCCUACCCUCCUAACCAGUUUGGCGGGGGCCGUGGUAACUAUGACAACUUCAGAGGUCACGGGUCGGGAUUCCCGGGAAAACAACGCAAUAACAGCCGGGGCGUUCGAGGAGACCCCCGCUCAAUCAUAGAGUACCGAGACCUGGACGCCCCUGAAGACCUGGACUUCUUUUAAACCACCACAGCUCCUUUUUUACUUUUUUACUCUUUUACUUUCCUCUGCAGGUUUGUUUGUGUGAAUGUGUGUGAGUAUGUGUGUGCGUGCGUGCGUUCGUGCGUGCGUGCGCGCACGUGCGUCCGUGCGUUUGUGUAGCAGCACUGAUCAUGUGUCGUGUGUCAGUGAUGAUGAAAUUGAACUGUUUUGUGUUUGAAAUAAAGUUCUAACCAGAAACUUU